Messenger RNA from Mesorhabditis belari, 1188 nucleotides. The record is from the annotation of a GenBank genome assembly. NCBI's taxonomy places the organism in Eukaryota, Metazoa, Nematoda, Chromadorea, Rhabditida, Rhabditidae.
AUGCCCGAAUUGGAAUGGCGGAGUAAAUCCACUGGAAAAACCUUUCAUCAUGCACUGCCAUCAGACAUUUUCAAUCCACCACCCGGCGCCCGGAAAUACGGUCUGCUCUUCUUUUGGAGAACUCUUGGAAUAAAGCAUUUCAUAAUCGCCGGUCUUCUCAUCGGCGCCUCACUUCUUGGCGGUGUCAUUUUCUAUCACAUCGAACACGAUGCAGAGAUUGAUAAUGUCGCCAACACAAAUGCGGCUAUUGAGGCGAAAAUCGCUGAAUACGUGCAAGCGGCGAGGAACAACGCCUCAAUGAACGCCUCAAUGAACGGCACCCAGGAUUUACAAGAUUUUAUUAAGCGUCUCUACGUGGACCUGCAAAAAACGGAGGGCAUUUACAAGGCGUCAGUUUACUACAAAAAUGACACCGAAGACAAUCUGAUGUGGCAAUAUUGGCCGUCUGUCUUCUACGCGUCAAAUAUCUACAUGACCACCGGAUACGGCACUCAAAUCGUUUAUUCGACUCGUGGGCGAAUCUUCUCGAUUCUUUAUGGUUUUAUUUCUUUACCCUUUCUCUGUGUUCUUUGCCGAGAUCUUGGUCAAUGGUGGCUGGUAUGCAUGACAAGAGUUUACGCGAAAUUCUUGAUUCGUUUCAGAAAAUCCCGCGGCAUUGAGACAAAUCCAAAAGAAGAGAUCUCCUUGCCACUCACCAUUAUUGUCAUCUAUUUCUGGUUAAAUAUAUGCUUUUGUGGUGCCUUGACGUACGCCUACGACGUGAUAUGGGGGAAAAUUUGGGGCAUUCCGGGAAUGGACGAGCCGAUGGGUUUCUGGGACGGCUGCUACUACACGUUCAUCACGAUCUCCGGAAUGGGCAUGAGUGACGAUGUGCCGAGGAAUGCUACGACAGCCGCCUUGCCACUCAUCUGGUUUGUGCUCUCGAUGCCGAUUUUCCAGAUGGGCAUCCGCGUAUUCAUGAUUUAUGAGGAAAACGCGAUUUUGGGCACCCUGGCCGCCGUCGAGUGGCAACUGGCGAAAUGGGAUGGGUUCUUUAAGUCACCCAAAAUCGAAGGCUCAAAACACGGCGAUUGGAAAGAGGCACAGCAACCAAUCCCUUACGAUGUUGGCGGUCUCGUUUCGGGUCAAGCCGAUGCCUACGCCGGAGAAUUUGGACGUGUCCGUUUGCGGCGAAGCACUGCGCAAAAA